AUGCUCGCCGCGCAGGGCCUCACGUCGCACAUCCUCCUUCUCGGCUUUCUGCUCGUCCCAGAUAGGUUUCCAUUCGAUUUGAUGCUCGUCGCACAGGGCCCCCCGUCGCACACCCCCCGCCUCGUCUACUUGCUCGUUCCAGGUCACGAGUUUCUACACCAGCUGCUCUCCACCAAUCCCGUGCUCCGAGCGCUGCUCGUCUUAGGCGGCGUGGUCGGCGUGGGCGGCAGCAGGGAGGGCGUCGAAACCACUAUAUGGGGGGUUGCUCUUAGCGGAGCAGGAGUUGCCAUGGUAGGGUUAUACAUAGGGGAGGGGCUGUGGCUUGCGCCCCCUGCGCGCAGGCGGAGGGUCGGGUUCGGGCUCGCGGGGGGGCUGCUGCUGCUGCAGGCGCUGCAGUUGGCGUUCGGCGGGCGGAACCCGCUGCUCGCGCGCUGGUGGGGGCUGCUGCUGCUGGCGGUGCUCCCCGGCGCGUGGGUGGCGGCGCUGCUGCUGUAUGAAGAGUUGCGGGACUGGGAAGGGGAGGAGGAGGAGGGUCGGCGGAUGGUGGGCGGGAGCGGGAGCGCGGAGGGCGCGCAGGGGUACUGGCCGGCUGGGCGCGGUGGGCAGAGGUUGGAAGGGACUGUGUUGAGUGAGGAUGACUGGAGUGUGGAGUCGGAGGGAGGGUGGCGGGCGGCAGAGGAGGCGGGGUUGAAGCAGUGGGAUUCUGUGAACGUGUUGAAUGAGGGAGGCGUUAAGAGCGGUGAGCGGUGCAUGGAGAUGGUUGGAGACGGUCAGGAAAGGGCGGAGUUGAGGGCAGCAAAUGCAAGUUUCGUAGCAGUUACGGUUGAUGCGGCCCAAGAAGAGAUGCAGCAGCAGCAGCAGCAGAUGGGACAGCAACAACGGGAGGUCAUUCCAGCAUCAGUAAAAGCCCAAGCUGCCGAACCUGCUGCUGCCCGCCCAUUCAGCACAGGCUCGGGAUGCCUUGGAACGUCCUCCGAGCCUAACAGCCAGGGUUGGGGGGGCAGCGUGGACGAAUCGCACGACGCCUCGUCAUCGGCCUAUGACAGAUCACGCACUGUAUCCGCCUCGGCAGCAGCAGGUGCGGGAGGGAAUGCUGCCACAGGACCUGUCUGGGUGGCUGAUAUGCUGGGGGGGUUUAUGGAGGAAGAGGAGGAGGUGGAGAACGGCGGGACUGUGGUGAUGAGUGAAAGUGAUAAUGACAGUAACGCUGGGGCGAGUGGAGUGGCGUGUGCGUGCCAUUCCCCACACGGGUGUGAGUGUAUAGGAGUGCUCUGUGCGGACGGGACGCUUGGGGGUAAAUGCAAUUCCGAGGUAGAGGAAAGGGGAGUACCAGUGGAAAGAGCGGCUGUGAGAGAAGGGGAGGGGAGGGAGUGUACAGGAUAUGGAGGGAAGGCGGGAGCUGAGGUGCAGGGGAAUGGGGAGUCAGGUCGGCAGGGAGCAGCAGGGCAUGACUCGGACGAGCAGAUCGAGGGACAUGGGCCAGAGCAGCAAGACGGGCGCUGCAGCGAGGGUGCGCCUAAAUGUAACGAGGGUUCGCUAGAAGGCAAUGAGGGAUACCCUGAGUGGCGGGAGCCUGCGCGGGGAGUGCUGGGUUACUUUGGGUUGGAGAUUGGUUCUGUGGAGACGUCUGAAGGGAAGCUCAGAGCUGAGUGGCGCAGCAGCCGGCAGUGGGAGACGACUGUGGAGCUUAGCGAGUGCGACAAUGGCUCUCUGCUCCCCCUGCCUGGGGUUUCAUCUCUGUAG
Molecule: messenger RNA, 1743 nt
Organism: Closterium sp. Naga37s-1
Lineage: Eukaryota; Viridiplantae; Streptophyta; Zygnematophyceae; Desmidiales; Closteriaceae
Source: the annotation of a GenBank genome assembly